Haliotis rufescens (red abalone) is the source of this 1819-nucleotide messenger RNA. RefSeq names its product protein rolling stone-like. The coding region runs from base 274 to 1152 and encodes 292 amino acids. Gene Ontology annotation, cellular component: membrane. The transcript is spliced from 3 exons. Lineage: Eukaryota; Metazoa; Mollusca; Gastropoda; Lepetellida; Haliotidae. The record is from RefSeq and is a predicted model, not a curated record.
AUCGUGAAUGUGAUCUCACAAAAGGAACAACCGUUGACACGAGCUCUCCACGUUAAUCUACCCACUGCUUACGUAUGGCAGACACCUCUUUGUAUACAACAGUAAACUGAGGAGAACCAGGUCACAGUUUGUAUCCGGGUAAGAUAUUUCAAGCCUCAUAUCUCGCCAUCGCCAUCGUCGUCGUGUAAAGGUUCGAAACCUUGCCAGCCCUGAGACAGAAUACGCCCACGGCAGUAUAAAGGGUGUCCCUGCUGUGACUACCGUCCUGACAAAAUGCCUGAUGUACGGAGUAAACUGCGUGUGUUUUUGAGGCAACUAUCUCCUCUACCUGAGAACAUCGAACCCUUCACUAAAUCGCAGUGGAGAUGGUGCUCACCGAUAGCCCUUGCAAUGCUCUAUGGAAUAAUGACGAUCUAUACCCUGAAUGGAUUCAUACUGUGGUGCAAGUCAGCUGAUCUCAAGUACGAUGUUGGCGUGUUCCUCACCACGUGGUCCUACUGUACAGUAUUCCUCCACUUUCUGCUGUCCGCAAUCAUUGUCUGUACUCACCACGUAUCUGCAUACUAUCAGAGAUCUCGUCCAAGUACUGCUAUAAAGAACAGGCGAGGGAGUGACGUGUUCUCGAAGCAGGACGGUUCACCGGACACCAACGACAUUCUCCACGAAGACACCAGCAACUCUUCUGAGAGCAACACCAGCACUGACACGAGGUGGCGCAUUGUGAAACGCGUGACGAUUUCAAUAUCGUGGAUAUCUACAAAUAUUGUUUUUGUGUUUGUGAUUGUUGUGACUGCUGUUUACUACACAGCCAUGUGUCCGAAGGAUGUUACCUGCGGGAGGUACUUCAAUAUCAACGUCCACGCUCUCAACACCGUCUUCAUCAUCGUGGAUGUCGUUAUCAGUGGACGCCCUGUGCGUAUGUGCCACGUCGUUUAUCCUUUCAUCUUUGGAUUCAUCUAUGUCAUGUUCAGUGUUUUCUUCUGGGCGUCCGAUCACACCCAUGUUAUUUACCGCGUAGUGUUGAAUUGGAACAAACCAGGGAUGACUGCUGGUGUUCUGAUCGGGGCCAGUAUUGGCAUUGUAUUGCUCCAUGCUCUCCACUUGGGAAUCUACAAACUUAAACUUUAUGUGCACAAAAGAGUGAGUAAGUGAGUGAGUGAGUAUGGUUUUAAGCCGCGUUUAGCAAUAUUCUAGCAAUAUCACGACGGGGGACACCCGAAAUGGGCUUCACACGCUGUGCCAAUGUGAGGAUUCGAACCCUGGUCUUCGGCGUGACGAGUGGGCGCGUUAACGAGCAAGAUACCCAAUCGACCCACUGUCCAACAGAAGACACCAAGGACCUAUGUUUUAAUGUUAAAUGAAACAAUGACAAUAUUGAGAAGGUUCACAUUGUGCCGAAAUGGCUUGCUCAAGCUGUAAAUAUAACAGCAAUAAUUAUUGUAUGAAAACAGAUAGUUGUACAAAAAUACAUUCUUCAUGUAUAUUUUGUUUCGGUUAUAAAUCUUAUAAUAGACGUCUUUGUUUGUUAGCAUUAAACAUCAGUAUCAGAGAAUGGCGUGGCUGGCCCAGGGGUCUAAGACAUGUCAAUGAAGAGCUGUGUCUUCAAUCGUAUCCACUGAUCCUAGGUCCGAGUCCAUCCCAGAUUUGCACCUACAAUUAUAGCGAACCGUGGCCCAUACCUGCGCUCCUGGAUUUCACAAAAAAAACGGCCCGUCUCUUUGGGCUUUCCUGCCAUAUUGAGGAUGUCUGCUAGGAGAUGUCUGUGUCCACUACGCAACUCGAAUUGCUGUGUAUAGGAAGUCCUUUGACAGUGAUUCAU